UGCACGUCUUCUGCAUAUUUUACAAAAUAAACACGAGCGAGUGGCCAAUCUUUUAUCUCCGAGUACCUAAGGUAAAUGCCUUGUUAGUCAAGCCUACAAAUCGAAUUUCGUUGGGCACCAAUAUCCCGAGAAUACCACCAACGAGUAACCUAAGAGUGCCCAGAGGAGUACUCGGAGCAGUCGGAGCAUUCAGAGCGCCAUGAUAUCCGAAUCCGGUCCUUCGAGGAUUUCUACCCUCACCCCUCGAGAGAUACCAAAUAAUGACGGUGCAGACGACGUCUCACGUCCUAGAUCGAACUCGAAGCCGAAAUCCAGAUCAGCAGUCGACCCCGUUCUUCGCAAUGCAUUACGAUAUACCAUUUCGGCUCGCGAGUACGAGACGCUCCACAGAUAUGUCCUAUCACGAUCGCGUCUCCUGAGAAAAAGAGUACCGAGCGUAAACGCCGUCGAGAAAUAUAUGGACGGCGGCGGAAGAGCAUCAGUAUCUGAUCGUAAUGGCGGAAGUGGUAAAGGCAAAGAGAAGGUCACAAAGGAAAGCAUCGGCGGGGGAGAUACGUAUAAUACACGUACCAUCAGGGAUGCUUUACGCGUCUUCAUCGCAACCUGCUUAGGGAUGAGAGCUUACGAAGCAAUAGUAGCAAAACUGAAGGCGCAGAAAGAGGGUCCUUCGUCAAAGAAACAACCCUUUCAUAGGUCCUCAGGUCUACGGCUGUCGCUAUCUCUAUCCACCAUCUUGCUUCUCUAUCGCCUCUUAUUCCGCUUCUUUAGUCGAUUGCGGGCGCACCUACUAGACGCGACAGCAGCGCCGUUCCGCAAUCGUAACCCUAAGACCUAUCAGACGUUGACUUCGCCAUAUGCCCCCGCGGUAGGGGCCAGUUUGGCGGGGUUAGCUCUAGGCAUAUACCCCUCACAGCAGUUACGAGUGACGGUAGCUAUCGCGGCCAUUUUCCGGGCCCUCGAAUUUGGUUGGAAUUUGUGCGAGGAUCAGGGUAUGAUAUGGGGCUGGAAGACCCGAGCUGGCGGGAAAGGAGUCGUCAAACGGGAGAGGCCAUGGUGGUGGGGAAGUUGGAUGCUUCAACCUUUUGCUUUCGGGCAGCUUCUUCAUGCCGUGGUCUUCGACAGAGAAUCUUCUCCGGUCAACCUCGUCAACUUGAUCUGGAAGGGCACUACCACCUAUAUCCACGAUGCUCCGGAGAAUCUUCCCGCUGGUAUCAAGUGGCCAAACGUGUGGGAGAUUACUGACAGUCUGGCCCAGAUGGCCAAGCUCAAUUGGCCGCCAUUCGUCUCACCGACCUUAUUCCCUGAUCAGCCAACUUUGCCCCCAUCUCUAGCUGCAGUUGCACCUUUAACCUCACAAGCUCACCCUAUCAUCACUUCUCUCAGUUGCGCUACCCUGCACCCUUCUGAUCCUUCCUGUCUACGAACUUAUCUUGCCUUUUGGGUGAACUCGUUCCCGCGUUUGGGACGAGUCUUCCUUCUAUUCUAUUCCAUACUUAUGCUGCCACGCUAUAAACUUCUCUACAACUCGCCACUGUACCUCAUAAACCGCCUGAUAUCCAAGGUACUCCGCGUUUCGACGUUCGCAACAGGCGCCAUCUCAACAGUAUGGGCAAGCAUCUGCUUCUUCCAGACUUGGUUCCCGCGCACGUUCCUACCAACCCAACGGUUCUUCUUGGGCGGAUUCCUAGCAGGCCUUUGGGCUUGGGUUCAACGCAAGGAGGGCCGAAGCAUCUUCUUGUACACCGCACGGACGAGCGUCGACUCGCUGUGGAAGGUGGGCGUUAAGCGUCGUUGGUGGCGCGCUAUGAAGGGAGGCGACGUAUGGGUAUUCGUGUUAGCGCUUGCUAUCACGGGUGCCGUUUACGAAAGGGAUGCGCGGGCCAUCCGCGAGAGUCGAGUCCGGAAGGGGCUUAGCUGGGUCCGUGGUACGGAGUUCAGAGAUUGGGGACUCGAGGACGAAGACGAGAUAGCGGAUGAUGCUGAUAAAGAAGAAUGAUUCGUAAGCGACGAAGAGAAAGAAGACAUAUUACAGUUCGCUAGCUAGCGGUGUUAAUGGCGCGACGAUGAGAUGAGGCAUGGUUAUUCAUUUUUACGUUAUUUGCCCAUCUAGGUACCCUGUUUAAGUUCGAUGUAAUGCUACUAAUUAGUACAUAAUUACUAUCAUACCCAAAGAACGAUACGAGAAGCACAGUUCCGAUUCCUCGCAGAAACGUUAUAGGUUUAUUCUACAUAGCACGAUGAGUACAGCGCUGUGCUUUAGCAUAUAC
Daldinia caldariorum is the source of this 2267-nucleotide messenger RNA. RefSeq lists its product as uncharacterized. Lineage: Eukaryota; Fungi; Ascomycota; Sordariomycetes; Xylariales; Hypoxylaceae. The record is from RefSeq and is a predicted model, not a curated record. Bases 200 to 1996 code for a protein of 598 amino acids. The transcript is spliced from 3 exons.